This is a messenger RNA of Lingula anatina, 2572 nucleotides long. RefSeq names its product peroxisomal membrane protein PEX14. Gene Ontology annotation, cellular component: peroxisomal membrane; peroxisomal importomer complex. The record is from RefSeq and is a predicted model, not a curated record. Gene Ontology annotation, molecular function: signaling receptor binding. Gene Ontology annotation, biological process: protein import into peroxisome matrix, docking. Lineage: Eukaryota; Metazoa; Brachiopoda; Lingulata; Lingulida; Lingulidae.
UGACUUCACUCUUAGGUGAAAUAGGUCAAACAUGGCUGAAGAGGGGGAAAAGAUGUCAGAGACAGAGUCAGUACCUGUCCUUCCUCCUGAGGUCAGACAGUCUUUGGUUGGCACAGCAGUAAAAUUCUUACAAAACCCCAAAGUCCUAGACACACCUUUAUCUAGAAAGAAGGCAUUCCUGGAAAAGAAAGGUCUCACCAGUGAGGAAAUAGAGCUUGCCAUAAAGACUUCAGGCACCCCUUUACAAGAUAUACCCCAGCAUUCACAGCAGGUUCAAGUAAUAGCUCCAUUACCAACAUGGUGGACCAGAGUUAAAGAUAUUGCCAUUGUGACAUUAAUAGCAGGAGGAGGUGCAUAUUGGGUGUAUAGAUUAUUCAAGGAAGCUAUAUUACCAUGGAUACGGGGUGAUGAACCCAAGGCCAAAAAAUAUGAACGCCUGGAGACGAGUAUGGCAGCCAUUCAGGAGUUGUUAAGUCAACAGCAAGAGAAAAUCCAGGAUAUUUCUCAUGCUGCCACAAAUAGACAGACAGGAGAUGCCUUGGUGAGGCAACAAGAUACCCAAUCUCUGAAUGAAAUCAAACAGGAAAUUAUUUCCCUCAAAGGUCUUUUGCUCAAUAAGAAACAGUUCCCUGCAGCCCCAGUUCAGACGCCAAUCACUCUGCCGUCAUGGCAACUGGCAUCAUCAUCAUCACCAACCUUGACAACCACAGCUGCCGAGAUGGUAACAACUUUUGUCAAUAGUGAAAAUGGAACUGCUGCAACAAAGACAGUUUCUGCAGAAGCCGAAGGGGCAACUGGGGAUGCAGCAGCAACCAGUGUUUCUCCUGUUGAAUGUGAAGAUGGACAAGAGGUCAAAGGUCAAAGUGAAAGUAUGGCUCCCAUAGAAACCAGUGCAGAUGAAGAAGAAAUGAAUGGAAAAAAUGAAGAAGUGGAUUAGUUUGGAACUUUUUACAAAUUUUUUAGUGAGAACAAUCUAGGUCAUAAGCAUGUCUUAUAAUUUUUUUAAUUAAUUUUUUUCCGGUUGUUAUUAUGAACCUUCUAUGAUGAGAAAGUGGUUGUAAAAGAAUAAUAACAAUGUUAAAAAAUGUGGCUUAAUAUAGCUGUAUGUUUGGAAAGAGUUCUUUUUGGUCAACAAACAAAUCAUUUAUGCCAUAAAAAUUAUAAAUAAUCUGCUGUAAGGCUGUAGUAGAAAGAGAUGUGCCUGGGGAAAGCCAAGAGAAAUGUUUAAAUUUCAGUGCAAUAUUUGAAUUAUGUUAGCUUAAGCAUGAUUAACACGUCAGUAAUUAUAAACUAAUUUUUGUAAUUAUGUACUUUGAUAUAUAAUUUUUACUAGAUCAUUAAAUGUGACAACUGAAAUAUUGACAGUCAUUGAUUUAUAAAAUCAAAAUACACAAGCUAGCUGUAGGGUUUGUAACCUAAUUUAAAUGGUCUUUACAGUUGUGAAAAUCUAGUUUUGUAUGAAUUAAAUGAUCAAUUAUUAUAUUUGAAAUAAGUAAUUGUUUCACACUUAUAAAGAUGGCAAGUGCUAGAAGCGUACAUACGAUUAUUGAAAUAAGAUUAUACUAAUCUUACUAUGGCUAGACAGGGUAAAGGGAAAUAUCGAGAAUAUGAUUGUCAGUUGAAAACGAUAAUCACCCAACCACUUUUGUCAAAUUUAUCUAUUUAGAUUUUCUGUUUGAAACUACAUUAAUUGUAGACAAAUGCAAUGCAGAGAUUUUCCUUAUAACUUAAGAUAAAUGCAUUUGUAGUGAUGUUUUUAAUAAGCAUUAAAACAAGUUGUAGGAUUGUGUUUCAAGUAAUGGGUUGGAUGCAUUUUAGUUUAUUUUAUAAUGUAGUAGGUUUUAUAUGCUGUAUAAAAAUAUAACAUUUCACUGCUGCUAUAAAUGGAUUUGUAUUGAUGUACAUUUUGUAAAAGAAAUUGUUAAGUUUGGACGCAAAUUUUAAUUAAAAAAAUAUGAAUAAAUUUAAAUGCCAUAUUUUGGAGUUUAUGUGUAUUAGUAGUAUCUCUCACAAAGAGAUGAAUAAAAUUUAAUAUCAAAUUACAAUAAAAACAACAUUUAAAAAAAAAAAGAAAUUUAUUUACAACAAAUAAUGAAACAAAGACAUCUUCAUCAUUAUCAGGGCAAUGAGAUUAACAAAAUAAAUUCCAAUGGAUGACUUAUGUACAGCUGUACAUUGAAAAUGAAUGAUAUAUUGUUCAUGAACUCAUUUGUGUAAGCAUGUCAAUUGAAUAUAUUCAAUCACUGCUUAAUUUAGCAAUGGACCUGUUAUCCCUAUCAGUGUCUUAUUGACUCUUAAUGGUUCAUGUGAUUAGACAGACUUCAUCCUGUCACCACAGUUAAGACAUCAACCUCAUACUUCUGAAUCCUAUGUGAUGUCAUUAAGUCAAUUUCCUGUUGAGUUUAGCAUGGUCCUUAAAAGAAUGCGGUCAUCUUGCUGGACCAGGUGCUAAAGGGCGGUUUACAUGGUGGGGCUUUUUGAACAAGCUCUUGCAUUUUCGUAGUUAAUCUGUUUUUUUUUCUUGUCAAAAACUAUUAAUAUACAAAAAUAAAAGUAACCAUCAAUUUUUAGU